This is a messenger RNA of Tinamus guttatus (white-throated tinamou), 1954 nucleotides long. Lineage: Eukaryota; Metazoa; Chordata; Aves; Tinamiformes; Tinamidae. The record is from RefSeq and is a predicted model, not a curated record.
AUGCCAGGAGCAGUGGCGCGGCAUAUACGAAAUGCAGCGUUUCCCUUCCAUUACGCACCGGAUCGGAACUUCCAUGCGGGCCGAGCGCUCCCGUUUGCCCACGGAGCCGGCGCGGAGCGGGGGAGCCGCCAAGCGGGGCCUCCUGCCGCAGGGACCGGGCUCAGCCACCCGAACCGGCCCGUGGCCCGUGCCCCAGUGAUACCAGAAACGGGAGGCUUUCAAGGACAGGAGAACAAGCGGCAGCACCUCCCUGCUCGGGGAGCGGAGCCGCGCUCCUCGCGCAGCAGCCGGGCUGUCCCCGCGGGUGCCCGUGCCCUGGCUGGGCGCCUCGUUGGCACCCGGACGCGCCGGGGCAGCGACUGCCUGCGGAAAACGCAUUACGUGAGUGAGCCGCUCCUAAUCAAGGGAGGCAAAGUCGUCAACGAUGAUCAGUCAUUCUACGCUGACAUCUUAGUGGAGGAUGGCCUGAUAAAGCAGGUCGGGGAGCAGCUGCAGGUGCCCAGUGGCACCCGGACGCUGGAUGCCUACGGGCAGCUGGUGCUGCCGGGGGGCCUGGACCCGCACACGCGGCUGCGGGCGCCGGGGAUGGCUCCGGCCGACGACUUCAGUCCCGUCCCUGCAGUCGACCACGUGCUGCCAGAGCCAGGCACCGCGCUGCUGGAUGCCUACGAGCGCUGGCGCGAGGCUGCCGCCGGCCAGGCCUGCUGCGACUACGCGCUGCACCUCGACGUCCCCCGCUGGCACGAGGGCCUCGCCGAGGAGCUGGAGGCCCUGGUGAAGGACAAGGGGGUGAACUCCUUCCUGCUCUUCAUGGCCUACAAGGACAAGCUGCAGUGCUCCGACGCGCAGCUGUACGAGAUCUUCAGCGCGCUCCGCGACUUGGGAGCCAUUGCCCAGGUGCACGCUGAGAACGGCGACAUCAUCGACGAGGUAGAGCGCUAAAUCCCUUCCGAGCAGGGGUCACACCGGGCCCUGGGCUGACGGGGGUGGUGCUGCCAUCGCAGACGGGCUGUGGAGGCGGAGGCCGUGUACCGCGCCGUGACCAUCGCGCGACAGGCCAACUGCCCCCUCUACGUCACGAAGAUCAUGAGCAAGGCUGCGGCCGACGUGCUGGCGCGCGCCAAGAGGAAGGGUGCAGUCGUGUACGGGGAGCCCAUCGCCGCCAGCCUGGGCACCGAUGGCUCCCACUACUGGAGCAAGAACUGGGCCAAGGCCGCGGCCUUCGUCACCUCGCCGCCCGUCAGCCCCGACCCCACGACGCCCGACCAUCUCUCCACGCUCCUGGCCUGUGGGGAUCUGCAGGUGACGGGCAGUGCUCACUGUGCCUUCACCACCGCGCAGAAGGCAGUGGGCAAAGACAACUUCACCCUCAUCCCAGAGGGCACCAACGGCGUCGAGGAGCGCAUGGCCAUCGUCUGGGAGAAGUGCGUGGUCUCAGGCAAGAUGGACGAGAACGACUUUGUGGCCGUGACCAGCACGAACGCAGCCAAGAUCUUCAACUGCUACCCCAGGAAGGGGCGCGUUGCCGUCGGGUCAGAUGCCGACCUGGUUUUGUGGAACCCCAAGGCUACAAAGAUUAUCUCAGCAAAAACCCACAACUCGAACGUGGAGUACAACAUCUUCGAGGGACUCGAGUGCCACGGGGCGCCCAGCGUCGUCAUAAGCCAGGGCCGGGUUGUGCUGGAGGACGGGAUCCUCUCCGUCACCCCAGGCUCCGGACGCUUCAUUCCCAGAAAAACCUUCCCAGACUUUGUCUAUAAGAGGAUAAAGGCAAGAAAUCGGCUGGCCGAGGUCCACGGCGUCCCUCGAGGGCUCUACGACGGGCCGGUGCACGACGUGGUGGUGGCGGCCAAGGCUGCGGCGCCGGCGCCAGCCGCGCGCAUCAUUCCCUGCGCCAGCAAAAUCCCGGCGGUGCCUGUGCGCAACCUGCACCAGUCGGGGUUCAGCCUCUCCG